Molecule: messenger RNA, 1752 nt
Organism: Scheffersomyces coipomensis
Lineage: Eukaryota; Fungi; Ascomycota; Pichiomycetes; Serinales; Debaryomycetaceae
Exons: 1
Coding region: 289-1566 (425 amino acids)
Source: RefSeq, a predicted model, not a curated record
ACGACUCACGGAUAUUAUACCCCGGGGUCUCAAAUUAGAGUUAGCUAAGAAUUAAUUCGAAUAUGGCAACCAGUUUAUUGGACUAUCUCAUGUUAACAGGUUAUGAAUUUGAAGUUGUCAGUUUAUACCAUUUGUUUCUCCUACUUCAUCAUAUAUAUAGUUAUACAGUGUACAAGUGUACAUCAAGUCCUUCAUCUAUUAGGUCAUUGCAUUCAUUCAUACCCCACUAUUUCAUGUAUAGACCAUAGACCAUAGCCAUAUAUACAAAAUAAUACCACUAUUAUCAUCAUGAAGUUAUCUAUGAUAAAUCAAAUACCAUUCAAAGCAAAAAACUAUUUCAGUCAACCUCCUUUGAACUAUGAAUUAUAUCUUAAACGAAUUAGAAGAUUUCCUAAACUAUUCAAACCAUUACAAGAUGCUAAUCAAGAUAAAGACCGGGAUACCAUUGAUUUAGCUUUAAUCAAUGCUAUCAAAGCCAAUAGAACUUUACAAACCAAUAAUAACACUUUCCCUCAUGAAUAUCGUCAUACUCAUGAUUAUUAUAUCAAUGAUGAAGUUUUAAAUUUGAAAUUGAAUCCAACAAACUUGAAAUUAGAACAAAUGUUAUGGAAUUUCCUAUAUAAUAGUCCCACCAAUAAAUCAUAUUUCAUUACUAAUUCAAGUACUAUUCGAACUUAUUUAACUACUAAACCCUUACCUUCCAACCCAAAACGUUUGUUUGAUGUCACUGUAUCAAACUUUAAUAGCAUAGUACCCAAAUUAUAUUCUAUAUUCAAAAAAAUUCCUCCUGUUGAUACCUCCCUUACAUUCACAGCAUUACAAGUAUUAUUAGAAAAGAAAGAUUAUUAUAAUUCGAUAAAGUUAAUUGAUUUAACUUUAAAUUCCCCUUCAUACCUCACUUAUUUAGAUAAAAAAUUCAAAUAUUCAAUCAUUUAUUCAACUACAGUUUUAUCAACUAUCACUUUACUUCAAGCUAUUUAUUUGCCAUUAUUAGCUCCUUGGAUAUGGUUAUUAAUCAAUUCAGUGGGAUUUUCAGGAUUAUUCUAUGGAUUAUUCAAAUUGAAAGUAGUUCAAAGUGUUGGAAGAUUAAGUUGGAGACCUUAUAAUUCAAUCUAUUAUAAUUAUUUACAUAGUGAUGAAAUCUUAGCUAUUAAUAAAGUUAUCACUCAUUUAGAAGAACAUAAUGAAAUCAAUAUUAAGAAUUAUCAUCAUAGUAAAGUGAGAAAGUUUCCUAAUCUUAAUAUCUUUGAACUGAAUGAUUAUAUCUUAGAAUUACCCUCUGAGAAAGAUCAAAAAAAUGAUGAGAUUGAAUUAGCUAAUUUUCCUCCUUCAACUCCACAACUUCCUACAUCAUUCAAAAUCGAUCCUGAAUCAACAAAUCUACAACAAUUCUUUAAACAAGAACUAAACAAACGGAAAAUCACUUUAAAUGAUUUACCUGAAGAAUUAGAUUUCUUACAAUUUUGGUUAACUCAUGGUGAAAAUUUUGAAUGGAUUGAACCUGAUCAAGAUCCAGCAGAGAUUAUAAAGCUUGAUAUUAAAAAUAAAACCACUCUUGAACAUUAGAAAACAAAAAGUACACUGCAUUAGUCUAGCAUCAACCUAUAUAUGUAUAUAUCCCUCAUUUAUUUAUUUAUUUAUUAAACCUAAAAUAUUUAUCGUUCAUGAAUCGUCUAUACCUUACAGCCCCACGGUGAUUAAUGAUUGCAAAUUUAAAAUUAUGUUGCCGACUUUAUAUGCAGGAAAUAAUAA